GGCUCGGCGGGGCUCGGCGGGGCUCUGCGCCGGGCCCGCGGCGGCCCAGGGCCAGGAGGAUCCCGGCAGCGGCGGGGGACGGCUCCCGGACCCCUCCCGGGCGCGGCGGGCUCCGCUCGGGUGCUGAAGCGGCCGGCCGGCCCCACCAUGCCGUCCGGAGGGAGCCUGGAGGCCGGCAGCCCCGCGCCCAGCCGCGAGGCGCUGGACACGCACAAGGGGGAAGAGGAGCCCGAGGAGACCCCGAGCAAGGAGGAGAAGCAGGAGCCGGGGACGCCCAUGAGGAAAGCCGGGCGGCCCGGGAGGAAGCGCAAGCAUGCCCAGCAGGCGGAGAGCAGCGACACCCCCAAGGACAGCGCGGCCGUCCCCAAGUGCCCCCCGCCCUGCCCGGAGGCCAGUCCCGCCGAGCCGCUGCCCAACGGGGACGUGGAGGGGGACGCGGAGGAGGCCGCGGCCAGCCCCAAGGGCGGCCGGCCCGAGGAGGACGAGACCGAGAGCCUGGCGGACGGGGAGAGCGGCCGGGCGCUGGAGAACGGCCGCUGCACCCCCAAGGAGGGCCUGGACGCCCCGGGAGAGGAGGGCGAGCUGGCCCCGUCCGACCCCCAGAAGAAACGCGGCAGGAGGAAACUCCUGGAGGCCACAGAGAAAAGCAAGGACGAGAAGGAGGAAAACAACUUCGACACCCUGAAAAUGGAGGGCUCGCGCGGGCGGCUCCGCGGCGGGCUGGGCUGGGAGUCGAGCCUGCGGCAGCGGCCCAUGCAGCGGCACACCUUCCAGGCCGGGGACCCCUACUACAUCAGCAAGAGGAAGCGGGACGAGUGGCUGGCACGCUGGAAGCGGGAGGCGGAGAAGAAGGCCAAGGUGAUCGCCGUGAUGAACGUGGUGGAGGAGCCGGCGCGGGCCGAGGCGCAGAAGGAGGAGGAGGCCAGCCCCCCGCCCGGGCCGCAGCAGCCCACCGACCCCGCCUCGCCCAGCGUGGCCACCACGCCCGAGCCCGCCGUGGCCGAGGCGGGCGACAAGAACGCCUCCAAGUCGGCCGACGACGAGCCCGAGUACGAGGACGGGCGCGGCUUUGGCAUCGGCGAGCUGGUGUGGGGCAAGCUGCGCGGCUUCUCCUGGUGGCCCGGGCGCAUCGUGUCCUGGUGGAUGACCGGCCGCAGCCGCGCCGCCGAGGGCACGCGCUGGGUGAUGUGGUUCGGCGACGGCAAGUUCUCGGUGGUGUGUGUGGAGAAGCUGCUGCCCCUGAGCUCCUUCGCCAGCGCCUUCCACCAGGCCACCUACAACAAGCAGCCCAUGUACCGCAAGGCCAUCUACGAGGUGCUGCAGGUGGCCAGCAGCCGGGCCGGGAAGAUCUUCCCCGCGUGCCCCGAGAACGACGAGACGGACACGUCCAAGGUGGUGGAGAUCCAGAACAAGCAGAUGAUCGAGUGGGCCCUGGGCGGCUUCCAGCCCUCGGGCCCCAAGGGGCUGGAGCCCCCCGAAGAGGAGCGGAACCCCUACAAAGAAGUUUACACGGAGAUGUGGGUCGAGCCCGAAGCAGCCGCCUACGCACCGCCCCCACCCGCCAAAAAACCCCGCAAAAGCACAACCCAGGAGAAGCCCAAGGUCAAGGAGAUCAUCGACGAGCGCACCCGAGAGCGGCUGGUGUACGAGGUGCGGCAGAAGUGCAGGAACAUCGAGGACAUCUGCAUCUCCUGCGGGAGCCUCAACGUGACCCUGGAGCACCCUCUGUUCAUCGGGGGGAUGUGCCAAAACUGCAAGAACUGCUUCCUGGAGUGCGCCUACCAGUACGACGACGACGGCUACCAGUCCUACUGCACCAUCUGCUGCGGCGGCCGCGAGGUCCUCAUGUGUGGCAACAACAACUGCUGCAGGUGCUUCUGCGUGGAGUGUGUGGACCUGCUGGUGGGCCCGGGGGCGGCGCAGGCGGCCAUCAAGGAGGACCCCUGGAACUGCUACAUGUGCGGCCACAAGGGCGUCUACGGGCUGCUGCGGCGGCGCGAGGACUGGCCCUCCCGCCUCCAGAUGUUCUUCGCCAACAACCACGACCAGGAGUUUGACCCCCCCAAGGUGUACCCGCCGGUGCCCGCCGAGAAGAGGAAGCCCAUCCGGGUGCUGUCGCUCUUCGAUGGCAUCGCCACAGGCCUGCUGGUGCUGAAGGACCUGGGCAUCCAGGUGGACAGGUACAUCGCCUCCGAGGUGUGCGAGGACUCCAUCACCGUGGGCAUGGUGCGGCACCAGGGCAAGAUCAUGUACGUCGGGGACGUCCGCAACGUCACCCAGAAACACAUACAGGAGUGGGGCCCCUUCGAUCUGGUCAUCGGGGGCAGCCCCUGCAACGACCUGUCCAUCGUCAACCCGGCCAGGAAGGGUCUCUACGAGGGCACUGGGCGCCUCUUCUUCGAGUUCUACCGCCUGCUGCACGAAGCCCGGCCCAAGGAGGGCGACGACCGGCCCUUCUUCUGGCUCUUCGAGAACGUGGUGGCCAUGGGGGUGAGCGACAAGAGGGACAUCUCGCGCUUCCUGGAGUCCAAUCCCGUCAUGAUCGAUGCCAAAGAAGUGUCCGCAGCGCACCGGGCACGGUACUUCUGGGGGAACCUGCCCGGCAUGAACAGGCCGCUCGCAUCCACCGUCAACGAUAAGCUGGAGCUGCAGGAGUGCCUGGAGCACGGCAGGAUAGCAAAGUUCAGCAAAGUGCGAACCAUCACCACCCGCUCCAACUCCAUCAAGCAGGGCAAGGACCAGCACUUCCCCGUGUUCAUGAACGAGAAGGAGGACAUCCUGUGGUGCACGGAGAUGGAGAGGGUGUUCGGCUUCCCCGUGCACUACACGGACGUGUCCAACAUGAGCCGCCUGGCCCGGCAGAGACUGCUCGGCAGGUCCUGGAGCGUGCCGGUGAUCCGCCACCUCUUCGCGCCCCUGAAGGAAUACUUCGCCUGCGUCUAGGGAUGGGCAGGACUGGUCACGCGGAGCGAGUCGGAAACAAACCCAUCCACGCCAAGAGAAGUGAACACACGGAAUGAGAGAAGAGUCAGCACCCAGAAGAGAGACGGGAUUUCGCAGCCCGACGGGAACCCAGCACACGUCUCCCCGAGCGAAAGGGGUCGGUGUCCUCUCCGGAAUUUCCCAGGAUCAGCUUUAGCUGUUUAAAAGCAAACAAAAA
This is a messenger RNA of Taeniopygia guttata (zebra finch), 3160 nucleotides long. The record is from RefSeq and is a predicted model, not a curated record. NCBI's taxonomy places the organism in Eukaryota, Metazoa, Chordata, Aves, Passeriformes, Estrildidae.